GCGACGGCGACGCAACAAGUGCCGAAAUCUAAGCCGGCCCUGGCAGCAGUCCACGGCUGUAAUCUCUCGCGGGGGCUGCCCCGAGCUAUCGUGUACAAACGCUGUAUACGCGUCGCCUCCUCUAUCAGCUGUAGCGCUAUAGCGCUCGCACGUCUUCCGCCGAAAAUGGCGCCGUCGCGGGACGUCGUCGCUCGCGCAGCUCUGGUCGCGGUGCUGUCGGUCCACGUCUGCAGCCAGCCGGUCGCGUCGGUUUCGCUGGACCGCUACCUGCAGGACCCGCUUCCGGUGCCCGAGUUCAACAUCUCGACGCGUUCGUCGCUGGUAGCGGUGCGCGGUCGCUUCUGGGACCUGCAGCUGCACGGGCUGUCGGCGACCCGGCUGGAACGGGCCACUGCCAACCUGACCGGCCAGACGGCCGAAGUGGCCACGCGCACCGAGCUGGUCUCGCUGCGCGGCCAGUACGUGCUCAGCGGGGACUUCGCGUUCGUCGCGCUGCGCGGCAACGGCACCUUCUGGAUGAACGCCACCAACGCGGUGGCGUCGGCCCGCGCUGAGCUAGAGCGGGGACCCCACGGGGGUCCUUGGGUGCGCGAGGUAAGCGCGAAGCUGGAGGUAGACGACAUCGACCUGCACAUGGAGAACCUGAUGGGCGGCGGCCGCUGGUCGACAUUUAGCAACUCGCUCCUCAACCAGAUCAGCGGCACGGUCUUCAAGAAGGCCGAGCAGUCGCUGCGGGGCGAGAUCGAGCAGAACGUGCGCCGGCGCGUGAACGAGGAGCUGUCCCGCGUGCCGGUGGACCUGACGGCCGCGCGCUCCGAGCGCCUAGUGGACGCGCUGCUGGAGCGCACCGCCGAGCAGCUGCGGCUCGUCGACCCGCACGCGCUGCCGGACCAGGCGCGCUCCUUCGACCAGGACCUGCUCGUGCUCCGCGCCCAGGGCGAGAUGCGCCUCGAGGACGGCACGCUCCACGGCCUGUCCACCAUUCGGCGCACGGGCGAGGUGCUCGCCUUCUACCAGGACGGCACGCUCCUGCUGGAGGCGGACGUGGGCUUCUCGAACCUGACGGGUCGCUGGCGCUGGUGGGCGCAGCUCCUGGGCGCAGGACCCUCGGGCGACGCCUCGCUCGGCGUGCAGGGCCUGUCGCUGCACCUGCGCAUCGCGCUGCCCCUGCAGGAAGGGGCCGGCAGCCCCGCCGUGCUGGGGCCCCUGCGGCUCGAGGCCGUCGAGCUGCGCGACAUCGGCCAGGUGUGGCUCGACCUCGGAGGCCUGGGCGCGUUCGACUUCUUGCUCGAGGCGCUCGUCAAUCUGGCGACGAACGUGUUCAAGUGGUCGCUCGCGGAGGCCGCCCUCGACACCGUGGCCGCCGCCCUGAGGACGGAGAUCGCCCAACUGCCAUCGUUUGAGCUGCACUAGACCGAGUCUGUGCGCGUGUGGCGAGCACGCGCUCAUCGGAUGACUUUGUGAAAUACUGCAGACAGUUCCUACACAGUGCUGUCUGAACGGCCGGCAAUUCGGUUGUCGUCGGACGGCACUCCUGAUCAACACCUGACGGGGAUUCGCCCCGACAUAUAUCGCGACGCACACUUCGCAUUUCUCCUAAUCCACGAUGCGCACAAAUGCCACUGCAGAUAAAAGCCUCCAAUGGGAA
This is a messenger RNA of Dermacentor albipictus, 1648 nucleotides long. RefSeq lists its product as uncharacterized. The record is from RefSeq and is a predicted model, not a curated record. Gene Ontology annotation, molecular function: lipid binding. Lineage: Eukaryota; Metazoa; Arthropoda; Arachnida; Ixodida; Ixodidae.